AUGGAAUCACAACAACUCCGUGAGCUGUUAGAUGCUCGAGGUAACACUAUUCUGGCCUUCGGUCCACAAAUCCAAUCAUUGGAUAAAUCAGUCGUUUUGAGCACUCGUUCCGGUAUUGACAAGGGUCUCAACUUCUUCAACCAUGCGUUAGACGACCUCGCGGUCUACUGGGACUCAUUAGUUGCCAAGAUUCCUGAGAUUGAGCGAGUAUUUCCAGAACGAAAACUCAUCAAGGAUCUAAAUCGCUUCAUGCGACAUGGACUGUACGAGGAAGGGCUAUGGAAAUACGUCAGUACCUCGGCCUGUGUGGCGUAUAUCGCACAAAUUAUACAGCAUUGGCAAUACUUGCAGAUGGCAAACGAAGGUCAUGGUCGAUCAACAGACCCCCAAGCGUCUUGGAUAGCACAACGUAAGGAGAACAAGACAGCCUGCUUAGGCUUCUGUGGUGGCCUCGUCCCUGCUUGUGUUGUUGCCAGUUCUCACAACAUGGUCGAGCUUGAACAAAACGCGGUGGUUGGUUUAAGGAUUCUUGUGUUGAUGGGUGUUAUCGCCGACAUUGACGAGGAACUGAAUGGAAAUGCCUAUGCAUUUGCUACCAUCUGCCGUGGAGAUGAGGCGCAGAAAGGAUUGCGUCGCAUUAUUGAGAAACACUCGCCUCAUGUUCAUAUGCAAGCUACCUUUGAUAUUGGGUGUGCUACCGUAUGUGUUCCGGAGGCGGUUGAGUCCGCAUUCUUGGAUGAAGCCCGGGAUGCUGGCGUCAAGUGCAUCAAGCUGGGUGUUCAUGGUCGGGCUCAUGAUGUCAGUGCACAGGGAGAGCGAAAAACCAGGAUCAUGCUACAGCUGUGUGAAGAGUUGCCUGGGCUUCGUCUACCAGACGCCUCGCAAUCAGCAAUCCCAGUAUACAGCAACAUUGAUUCGGAGGCUCCCCUCACCCAAGGCAGUCUACAUGAGAUGGCAAUCAGGGGCAUCCUUAGUUUACCUUGCGACUGGUACAGCAUAUUUGUGAAUGUGUGGGCUCGUCUUGAUGAUCCAUCUAAAGUCCUACAUUUGGCAGACGUAAAGCCUCCAGCUCCCCUUCCACAGCCCCCAUACCCUAACGAAGAGAUGAUCGCUAUCGUUGGCAUGGCUAUCAAAACUGCCGGGGCAGAUGACGUGGACGAGUUUUCGCAGAUGCUGCGCAGUGGCCAGUCCCAACACCAAGAAAUUGGUCCCAACCGGAUCGCAUUCAAGCAUGAACUCGACUCCUCCCGCAAGUGGUAUGCCAACUUCAUGCGUGAUGUGGAUGCCUUUGACCAUCGAUUUUUUAAACGCAGCGCACGGGAAUCUGUUGCAAUGGAUCCCCAGCAGCGACUUUUUCUAAUUUCCGUCUACCAGGCGCUUGAGAACGCAGGGUAUUUUUCCUCUGCUGUGCGCACGGGUGAAAGCCCUAAGGAUGUAGGUGUUUUCGUUGGGUCAACCAUGAAUGAUUACGAACACCAUGCCGAGGCCCACGAUGCAUCCGCUUUCUCAGCGACUUCCACCAAGAGCUAUAUCCCUGCUAGAGCUUCUCAUUUCUUCGGCUGGACGGGUCCGACCGUUGUUUAUGACACUACCUGUUCCUCGUCUAUGGUUGCUAUUCACUACGCCUGUCGCAGCUUGCUCUCCGGAGAAUGCUCUGCUGCUAUCGCUGGUGGUGUCAAUGUGAUGACCAUCCCUGGUACCUUCCGUGCUCUCGCACAGAGCAACUUUACUAGUCCGACAGGUCAAUGUAAACCAUUUGAUCAGGAUGCCGAUGGCUACUGUCGUGCCGAGGCUUGUGGUGCUGUGUAUCUCAAACGUAUGUCUGAUGCUGUCCGCGAUGGGGACCGGGUUCUCGGUUCUAUUGCUAGCUCUGCUGUACUUCAGAAUCACAACUCAACACCAUUCUUCGUCCCCAACUCCCCUUCGCUGUCUCAACUGUACAAUUCUGUGAUCGACAAGGCGAAUAUUGACCCAUCCCAUAUCGCCGUCAUGGAGGCUCACGGGACAGGCACCCAGAUUGGCGAUGCCGCUGAGUAUGCCAGUGUUAAACAAUGCGUCGUUGGCUCGUCUCGAACCAACAAUCUGAUACUUGGAUCUGCAAAGGGGCAUGUAGGACAUGCUGAGGGUACCUCCGGUAUUGUGUCCUUGAUCAAAAUUCUCACCAUGAUACAGGACGAUUAUAUCCCUCAGCAAGCCAGCUUCACAAAGAUGUCGCCCCAUCUCAAAUCCACCGGCGCGGAUAUGAUCGAGGUGUCUACGUCGAUCCGAAAAUGGCCAGAUGGGCCCCGCACAGCACUCAUCAGCAACUAUGGUGCCACAGGGUCGAACGCCGCGAUGAUCCUCACUGCCCCGCAAAGAAAAGAGCCCACUCUUCAUCCAGAAUUCACUGUUCCGUUCUGGAUUUCUGGCUUUGACGAGGAAAGCAUAACCAGAUACUGCGCGAAAUUAAACGACUAUCUCCAAUCCAAACCCAAUGCUACCCCUUGGGAUAUUUCUUACCACCUCAACCUGCAGUCCAACCGCGCCUUGCCUCAACGAGUUCUGUUCACUUGCCAGACGCGAAAAGAACUGGAAGAGAAGCUCCGAGAACUGUCAAACGGCGCGCUUCAGGCACAAAUAAUUCCUUUACGAGAAGAAAGGCCUGUAGUUCUCUGCUUCGGUGGUCAGACAAACUCUUACAUUGCGCUUCAACGCUCGGUCUAUGAUAGUGUGAAGCUCCUUCGCCACUAUCUUGACGACUGCGACGCCGCUAUUCAGGCCGCUGGGGGUACUAGCAUCUACCCCGACAUCUUCUCCACUUCGCCAAUAACAGAUCAGUCUCAUUUGCAAGCCAUGCUAUUCGCCAUUCAGUACUCCUCCGCCCGUUGUUGGCUGGACUGCGGCUUGUCAAGCAGAGUUGUUGCAGUUGUCGGGCACAGCUUCGGGGAGCUGACUGCACUCUGUAUUUCGGGAGCGUUGUCAAUGAAAGACACUGUCAAAUUGGUCAUUGCCCGGGCAAGGUUAGUGCGCGAUGCGUGGGGCCAGGAUCCUGGGGCCAUGCUUGUUGUUGAUGGAGACGAGAAUCUGGUAAACCUUGUCCUUGAGGAGGCGAAUGAAAAUUACAAGGGCUCUUUCCCAGCCAGCAUUGCUUGCUACAAUGGUCCGCACCAUUUCACCUUAGCGGGAUCUACUGAGGCCAUUGACUCUGUCACCUCCAUUUGUGAGUCCAUGCCAGGAAUCAAGCACAAGAGGACUGCUGUCACCAACGCCUUCCACUCAACGCUUGUCCAGCCCCUCCAGGAACAGCUGGAAAAGCUGGCGAAAUCCUUUACUCUAAAGCAGCCUGUUAUUCGCCAUGAAAGAGCCACAGGGUGUCAAAGGGCUAUGCCUUUUAACGUAUGGGACCAUAUGAGGCAACCCGUCUAUUUCAGACAUGCCAUUGAACGCCUCGCUCAAGAAUAUCCAUCUUGCGUGUGGCUAGAGGCAGGGUCUGGGUCUGGAGUUACCUCCAUGGCUAGCCGGUCUUGUUCAUCUUCUCACUCCUUCCACUCGCUCAAUAUUUCUGACCCAAGAAGAGGCACUGAAGGUCUUGUGGCUGCGACAUUGUCACUUUGGAAGAAUGAUAUCCCUGUCACAUUCUGGGGUCAUCACCACUUCCAGGACUCUGAUGUCAUUCCAUUAUCUUUACCACCCUAUCAGUUCAAGAAAACCCGACACUGGCUGGAAUACAAAGACCGUGCAUCUGGUCCUCAAGACCGGCAAGGGCCGGAAAUUGGUGACCUUCUUUCUCUUGUGCAGGACCGAAGCUCCGACUCCCAGCCCAUCUUUGCUAUUGACACUGAAUCAAACUAUUACCAUGAAAUGAUCAAUGGCCAUGUGCUGGGGAAACUGGCCCCUGUUCUCCCUGUUUCUGCACAGAUUGGUCUGGUUGUUGUGGCCUUGUAUAGUCUGCACCCAGAAUGGACGAAGAGCCGCUUCCCAUAUUCUGUCCAUGACAUGGUCAGUCAGACUUACAUCUGUGUUGACCCUUCACGCAAGCUCUGGCUGGAAUUCUCUGCAUCAGGCGAGAGUAAGCUUGAGUGGGACUGGGCUCUCACCAGUACAGAUAAGGCUCAGACGGAGGCCAGCAGGUUGGUGCAUGUUGAGGCGAGCUUGCACAUCCACCCCCCUCAAGAUACUAUGUAUAACACUGAAUUUGAUGCUUUGGAGCGCACUGUUUCGCAUCAAGAAUGCAAGGAGCUUCUUGGUGGUAAUCUGGAUGACGAUGAUGAAGUGCAUGUUGUCCAAGGGCAAGCUGUGUACCAAGUGAUUGACAACAUGGUAUCCUACGGGGACUUCUACCGCUGGACGAAACGCAUUGUGGGUCGGAAUGGUGUCGCAGCUGGUGUUGUGCGGAAACCAAUCAGUCAGUCGUAUGAUCCUGGACUGGGUGAUGCAUUCUGUCAAGUCGGUGCUAUUGCAAUCAACUGCAUGGCCGAAGCCAUCUCACCAAAUAAUAUCUGGGCUCACAAAGAAUGCGGUAAAACGCUGCUCUCCCCAACCUACACUGGAAGCUCAGAGAAAUGGCACGUUCUUGUAUACCAUCGAGCCAAGACAAGCCGCAUCCGUGAGAUGGAUAUUUAUGUUUUCGAUCCCGCCAACGGUCAACUGACACAGGCGUACGUUGGGGCGCAAGCUGUGCAGGUUCCAAAAAUGCUUUGGGAGAACAUUCUCAUAUCGCUUACCACGGAGAAAUGCACACUUCAAGGGGCUCGAAAUGAUCCUAAUACUGCAGUUCCAGAGAACGGGAUCACCGACCAGUCCACAGCCCAAGUGCAAAGGACAAUUUCACCAUAUAGCUAUGAUACUGUGUUGGCCGAGCUUAGGAGUAUUGUUUCCAAAAUAUUGGGGUUGCCUAUAGAGGAAAUAAAACCAGACUCUCAGCUGGCUGACCUGGGUAUGGAUUCCCUGAUGGGUGUUGAGAUGGGUUCUGAUAUUGAGACCGUUUUCAAGUGUUCGCCUGAUCAAGAAGAGAUGAUGGGGGUUACGAGUGUGGAGGAGCUUAGUACCGUCAUUUGGAAUACACUUCAACAAGGAAACAGUUCGGAGUCUUCCUGCACAGAAGAUGAAAACAGCAGUUCUCAGAGCAGCGUGUCAUCAGUUGACGAUUCGAUGCCAUACAAUAGAGGUGAUAUCAAAAAGCGCCAGGAUCUGGCCCAGGGUUUCGUCGACAGAUACUCUGCCGAUUUCACUGCUCCUUCUCCAUCUUCCGAUGCCACGAGCUGGAAUGGCUCCAAAAAGGCAGUGGUCAUCGUGACGGGUGCAACAGGUAGCUUGGGAUCGCACCUCACUGCUAAGCUUGCUGAAAGUCCUGCUGUUGGAACUGUCGUAUGUCUCAACCGGCCUAGCAGAUCAAGCUCUGCAGUGAGCCGUCAACAAGAUUCAUUAUCUGCAAAAGGCAUUGAUAUUUCCGACGAGAGCUUCAAGAAACUACGCGUUUUAGAAUGCACAAUAUCCGAGUCUAAACUCGGACUAUCUGAUGAGGAUUAUGCCUGGCUCGUCCAAAACGGUAGCGAUAUUAUGCACUGCGCUUUCCCACUGAGUCCGACUGAAACCGUAAGGGGAUUCGAGCCCCAAUACGUCGCUAUGCGCAACUUAAUUGACCUUGCACGAGAUAUUGCUAGUGCUCAAUGCAGCCACAGCGACCAGCGUCGUCGCGUUGGCUUUCAAUUCGUUUCAUCCAUCAGUGUGGUUGGUUUUGCCAAGAACCAUCCUGUUUCCGAGGCACUUCGAGGAAUCGAGUGCGCACAGCCGAUUGGAUACUCAGAAGCGAAGUGGGUGUGCGAACAUAUGCUUGAGGCGACUCUGCGUCAACACCCUGGCUUCUUCCGAGCAAUGUCAGUGCGUUGUGGUCAGAUUGGAGGUUCCAGCACAUCUGGAUUCUUCAAUAAGAACGAACACGUGCCUUUCAUGAUCAAGUCAGCUCAGAGCCUCCGUGCUUGGCCCGAUCUUGCUGGUCAUGUCCUGUGGGUUCCUGUUGAUCAGGUGGCUACAGUAAUGGUGGAGCUCAUCCACGUCGACGAUGCCAUCGAAGAUACCUCCAUUCCCAACACGGUCUAUCAUAUCGAAAACCCUGCUGGUAGAGCUUGGAAGGAUUACAUACCGGUGAUUAUCAAGGAGCUUGGUAUACCUGCAGAUAGGGUCAUCCCCGUUGGAGAAUGGGUCAAGGAGGUAAAGGCCUCUAAGUUGGAUCGGGCAUCCAACCCAGCCGCCCUCUUUGGUGACUUCUACUCUGGCUACUAUGUGCCUUUGAUGUGUGGUAUGGUUCUUGACUCAGCUGAGAGCAGAACGAAUUCGAAGACAAUGGCAAAGAUGGAACCUAUUAGCGAUGACACGAUGAAAUUGUAUAUCGACGGGUGGAAGAAGAGCGGAUUUCUUAAGAUAUGA
Messenger RNA from Aspergillus niger, 6405 nucleotides. RefSeq lists its product as uncharacterized. Gene Ontology annotation, biological process: secondary metabolite biosynthetic process; fatty acid biosynthetic process. The transcript is spliced from 2 exons. Gene Ontology annotation, molecular function: phosphopantetheine binding; fatty acid synthase activity. Bases 1 to 6405 code for a protein of 2134 amino acids. Lineage: Eukaryota; Fungi; Ascomycota; Eurotiomycetes; Eurotiales; Aspergillaceae. The record is from RefSeq and is a predicted model, not a curated record.